Molecule: messenger RNA, 1188 nt
Organism: Castor canadensis (American beaver)
Lineage: Eukaryota; Metazoa; Chordata; Mammalia; Rodentia; Castoridae
Source: RefSeq, a predicted model, not a curated record
AUGUCGCUGCACGCCUGGGAGUGGGAGGAUGAGGACCGGGCAAGCAUGGAGCCCAUGUCCUCCCUGGCCAGCCUUUACCAGUCACUGAGCGACUGUGAUAUGGAGGAGUACCUGAGGGCCAGGGCCAGGGCCCAGGAGUCUGACUCUGAUGACCAGUACAGCAGCAUGGGGUCCUUCGUGGAGACUGCCAGCACCUUUGACUCCGACGUGCCCCACGUUGUCCCCUGCAAAUUCAUUAUCUCGCUGGCCUUCCCGGUUAAUGUAGGUCAAAAAGGAAAAUUCACAAAUGUCACUGAUAAAUAUAAGAGACACUUUAAAGUGGAAAGCCGUGUUGCAAAGGCUCGCCGUUUCUACCACAUCGAAUAUUUCAUCCUGCCCGACGAUGAAGAACCUAAAAUAGUCGAUAUAGUGCUAUUUCCAACAGUGGCCAAAGUAUUCCUGGAGUCAGGAGCAAAGACCAUGAAGCCUUGGCGAGAAGGUAACAAAAUCUGGGUGUCAUAGAGCCAAACUUUUAAUAUCAACGUGACAAAGGAAUUAUUAAAGAAAAUAAAUUUCCACAAGGUCAUCUUGAGGCUCUGGGACACCAAGGACAAGGUUUCGAAGAAAGUCAGGUAUUAUCGACUAAAGGCCACCGGUUAUUCUGAGGACACAGGAUCUUAUGGUAAGUCUGAGAUUUUGGAAGUAAGACAUUUGGUUUUAAAUCAGAAAAGAUUGUUUGAAAUGGGUCCUGAGAAAGCCAACUCUCUCACAGAGGAGUGGGACCAGGAGUAUGCACCAGGAAAACAAGAAAAGGCAGAAAAACACUCAAAGUCUCCACAAGAUUCUCACCAAGCAGAGCCUGAAACUUCUUCCAGGAAUAGUGAGGAAUAUGAAAAGUCACUCAAAAUGGAUGAUUUUACCUCAUUUCGGCGGAAUACUUCAAGACCACCAACUACUUCUGUGGCAGGAACAACCAUGAUGGAGAUCAAGGAAUCAAUUGAGAAAACAUCAUUAACUAGCUUAACCAACAUAUUAGAAAGGCAUAGGUCUCAAAUUAAAGGGAAAGAGUCAGAGUGGAAAAGGAAAAGCCCUCAGAGAGGGAAGAAAUCUCGAGCAGAAGAGGAAACAGAUUCCAAGCUAGCAGAGGCCUGGAAGCAGAGUGCCUUCUCCCUCCAGCUGGCAGUCAUGCCUCUCCUUGCUGGUAGCUAA